AUGAGCACCUCUCACAGCUCCGCUUCUACCAAUGAGACUCCAGCCCGGCCCAAGACCGUCGACAGCCAGGACGCAUUCAGAAAUGGGCCUCAAGCCCCGACGGACACUCCACAGGCGUUAGCCGAGUACGGCGAAUACCUGGGUCGAUGCAUUGCCAUGGCUGACAGCGAACCCGCCACCGCGCAGACGGGGAAGAAGCGGAAAUGGGCUUCUGUGCAAAAGACGUGA
Cladophialophora immunda is the source of this 228-nucleotide messenger RNA. RefSeq lists its product as uncharacterized. Bases 1 to 228 code for a protein of 75 amino acids. The record is from RefSeq and is a predicted model, not a curated record. The transcript is spliced from 2 exons. NCBI's taxonomy places the organism in Eukaryota, Fungi, Ascomycota, Eurotiomycetes, Chaetothyriales, Herpotrichiellaceae.